AUGUCUAACGCUUGUGAAACAUUGAGCCCACGUCCGGCAGCAGUGACGGGCCCGACAACAACGAUAAGUGCAGACAAUUAUCUUGGUCUUGAGAGUGAUCGUGAGGAAGGUCCAACCCGAUCGAGCAGAGACAAGUCCGUUGAUCUGGAGAGUGGCAAUGCCAAGGAACCAAGCACACAGAGAAACGAGAUGAGGUUUGUCUCGGAAGCAGCUAGUAAGAAUGAGACAUUUUGGUCCAAAAUUACGAAAUAUUGGUUCGCUCCAUUAUGCCAUGUAGAGGAAAUAGCAAGGCUGAGGCUUUCGAAAGAAGCUUGCUUAUUGCAAUACAACCUUCGAGACGCAGCAACUCGUCCAGAGAUCUAUGAAGUAACAGGCUCAACACCACUCAGUCUGAUAGCUCGCAGAAAGGAUGAUCCUGCCCUGGGAAAAUGCCUAUUCGAUUUACUACUGCGCUGA
Letharia columbiana is the source of this 456-nucleotide messenger RNA. RefSeq lists its product as uncharacterized. NCBI's taxonomy places the organism in Eukaryota, Fungi, Ascomycota, Lecanoromycetes, Lecanorales, Parmeliaceae. The coding region runs from base 1 to 456 and encodes 151 amino acids. The transcript is spliced from 2 exons. The record is from RefSeq and is a predicted model, not a curated record.